AUGCGUUCAGUAAAGUCGCUGCUCCUCUGGGGCUUCGCUUCAUUCUCUUCAACAACCGCCGCUCUCGCAUUUCCCCCACUAUUCCACGAAACUCGGAACGCUGAAGCUUCGUCGUCAAUUGCCAAACGCGCAGAUGAAAAGACACCGAAAUACUUUGUCGAAGCCGGUCGAAAUAUCGAGCUUGGCCAUUAUGACAACCGUUAUUUCGAAUCCAAGGUUUCAUAUGAGGAACAUCGUCUCGUUCUUCGAGAUCUGAUCCGCAGUUAUUUGUUCCAUAUGAACAGUUACGGCGUGGAAACAUGGAUUGCUCAUGGAACCCUUCUUGGUUGGUGGUGGAACGGCCAGAUCAUGCCCUGGGACUACGAUCUUGACGUGCAAGUGUCUAACAAUACUCUUCAAUGGAUCGGGGACAACCUCAACCGCACGGAACACAGUUGGAACUACACAGAAGCUGCCUCGGGGGAGUUCAUCUCCAAGAGAUACCUCCUAGACAUCAACCCCCACCACGUUGAUAUCGACCGCUCAGACGGAAGAAAUAUUAUUGAUGGCCGUUGGAUUGACAUGCAGAACGGCAUGUACGUUGAUAUCACUGGCCUCCGUGAGCGCGAGGUAGAUCGCCCAGGCGUCUGGAGCUGCAAAAACAAGCAUCGGUACAAGAGCCAGGACCUGUGGCCUAUGCGUAUUACCGAGUUCGAGGGCGUCAAAGCUAGGGUUCCAUUCAACUUCAAUAAGAUCUUGGUUGACGAGUAUGAUACGAAGAGUUUAGUCACCGAGAGUUGGGCAGGGCACCGUUGGGAUCAUAAUAACAAGAUUUGGAUCAAGGAGACUGAAGAGGAAGCGAAGCAGCGAGAGCUCGGCGCCGUUGAUCGCCAUUUGGCUGAAGCAGCUGCAAAUCCACAAACCGAGGAGUCGCAGGAAGGCGCAGGGGCAUAA
This is a messenger RNA of Fusarium musae, 933 nucleotides long. RefSeq lists its product as uncharacterized. NCBI's taxonomy places the organism in Eukaryota, Fungi, Ascomycota, Sordariomycetes, Hypocreales, Nectriaceae. The record is from RefSeq and is a predicted model, not a curated record. The coding region runs from base 1 to 933 and encodes 310 amino acids. The transcript has 2 exons.